Molecule: messenger RNA, 4659 nt
Organism: Chanos chanos (milkfish)
Lineage: Eukaryota; Metazoa; Chordata; Actinopteri; Gonorynchiformes; Chanidae
Gene: suco
Product: SUN domain containing ossification factor
Exons: 23
Coding region: 200-4246 (1348 amino acids)
Biological process (GO): protein folding in endoplasmic reticulum; regulation of bone remodeling
Cellular component (GO): cytoplasm; membrane
Source: RefSeq, a predicted model, not a curated record
AAGCAACCGAGCUAAGUCGUCUUAGGGGAAGGGAAAAUUUUAAAGAUCGAUUGUUUUGUCAUAUACUCUGAAACACACCCCUUUUUAUGUAUAAAAUUUUUACUGAAUUAAGCCACCAGCUUGGCUUCACUUUAACUGUAUAUACAAGAUUAGAGAACAUCAAUAAAGAAGCGAGGAUGUUGGUCCCCGCGGGAAGAUAAUGAAGAGGUUGCGUGUUUUGUUGGCUUGCCUCAUUGUAGCUCUCCUGUGCUGGUAUCCUGGUCGUUAUGUUUGUUGUUCAGAGCAGCUCUCCACUGGCCCAGUUCGCUCUGCACAGGACAGCGGCCGUCACACGCUGCCGGAACAGGGGACAGACGAGAAGGCGGAGGAAUGGGAGGAGCAUGUUCAGUCAUCGUACGACACAGAGGAGCACGCUCAGUUGUUGCAUGACGCUGGACUGGAGCCAGUGAGGGCCGCGCCAGAGCAAACAGGCACGCAAGAUGUUCCUCAGGAAGUCAAACAGACUGUGAAUACAGUGGAGAAGGUGGUGGAAGAAGUCCGGUCCGAAACGGAGCCGUCUGCUCCUGAACCAGAACCACAACAUCCCCAACAACCAGACCAGCGUCCAGCAGCCCAGCACGCGUCUACACCUCCCCAAACCCAUCUGGACCCAGAUGCCCCACCCUCUCCCACACAAGACCACACCCCUCCGGCCUCCGCCGCCUCCCCCACCCGCCCCGCCGACACUCCGGCCGAGCCGCACCCGGAGGCCCAAACGGAGAGCGUUCCCGACUCCGCUACGGCCGGCACACCUACCUCACAAACCAGUGCUGAGAGCGUUUCAUCCAGUGCACUAGACAGUCCCAGUGCGGGUGCUGCAGUAGAGAACUCUAGUGCCAGUGAGUGUGAGGUGGGCACGCAGUCCCCCUCCAGCGAGCCCUUACCCCUUGGCACCACACUCACCAGUGUGGUGGUGGAACAUGUGGAGAAUCUCUCCAUUACGUUAGGGAGGGGGAAGGGGACCAACGCCGACCUCCCCUCCUCUCUGGGCCCUGGGGAGCAGGUCCUCCCAGAGUCUCAGACAGUGGGCGACUCCUCACAGCCCCUGGAGUCGGAGCAGCAGGGGGCAAACAGUGUCGGCGUGCGGGAGACAGACCCCUCUGUGCCCAGUAAGGAAGACAUCCCCACAUUUGAUGAGUGGAAGAAAAAAGUGAUGGAGGUGGAGAAGGAGAAGAGUCAGUCUCUUCACUCCUCGUCUGGUGGGGGCGCUCACGCCGCCAAGAAAGUGCAGAAGAGUUUUAAGAAUAACUACGCUUCUGUAGAGUGUGGCGCCAAGAUCCUCUCCGCCAACUCCGAGGCCAAGAGCACCUCUGCCAUCCUGAUGGAGAAUAUGGAUCUGUAUAUGCUUAAUCCCUGCAGCAACAAGAUCUGGUUUGUCAUUGAGCUGUGUGAGCCCAUUCAGGUAAAGCAGCUGGACAUCGCUAACUUUGAGCUCUUCUCCUCCACACCCAAAGACUUUCUGGUGUCCAUCAGCGACAGGUACCCGACAAAUAAGUGGGUGAAACUGGGCACCUUUCAUGCCCGUGAUGAGAGGACCGUACAGAGCUUCCCAUUGGAUGAGCAGAUGUAUGCCAAAUACGUGAAGGUUGAGCUGCUGUCUCAUUUUGGGUCAGAACAUUUCUGCCCGCUCAGUCUGAUCCGGGUGUUUGGGACCAGCAUGGUGGAGGAGUAUGAUGAGAUUGCUGAUUCGCAGGACCCGUCUGAGAGACUGGAGUACCUUGACGAAGACUACGACCUUCUCUUCGCAGAUUAUCCUCCUGGUUUCCUUCCAUCUGAAGACAAGACUUCAAAGAACCUGCUGGGAUCAGCCACCAAUGCCAUCCUCAGUAUGGUGAACAACAUCGCAGCCAAUGUGCUGGGAGCCAAACCAGAUCUUCAAGAUGGGUCCCAAACUGAAGGAAACAUAUCGUCCAGGACAGAGAAUGUCACCGAAGCCUCAACAGAAACGCUGCUAACACCAACACCUACCCCCACCACACAGCCAACCCUGGACACCCCAGAACAGGAGCCACCUGUACAGGCAGAGGGUGAGGACGUCUCUGCUCCUGACACCCCCACGGAGAAAAUCGUGAUCCUGCUGGAGGGCGUGGAGGAGGAAGAGGAUCUGGCCCAGCCGACGGUCACUCUGCUGGAGGAUGAGGAGGAUGAGGAGGAGCUGAGGAGCCCUGAGGAGGUGAGGCAGAAGGAGAGCGUGUUUUACUGCGGUCACCUCUCCACCUCGUCCUGUUUGGCCACGCUAGAGGAACACCUUCUCCGCCGCUGCUCCGCCGCCCUGGCCCUACGGCGCCAGCACAUGGACCGGCCGAAAACACCGCACGCACGCGCCCACGCAGACACACACGCCCCGCCCCGGCAGAGCCCGCCCGGUGCCUCCUCGGCUCAGGACGUCCCCAACCUCUCCGAGAAGCUUCCGGAAUCGGAGCCGCCGUCUCCGGUGCAGGGCGAGAGCAUCGCUCCCACGAGCACUGCCCCCUCCCCCUCCCCCCGUGACGGACGCUCAGAGACGAGCGCAGAGCGCCCCCCUGAAACUAUCGUCCUGGAGCCCAGCCGCACCUCCAUCCUGCCCCCUCACAGUUUCUCAGACACCUCCCUGGCCAAACCCACCCCCACUGAGGAGAUCCCAGAGCCCCUGCCCUCUGGCGAGCCCCAGGAACAAAGGCCCCAGUAUUUGGAGCGCAUUCCGGAAACCCGCGUCUCCCCCAGCAACAGCCUCAGCAGCACCAGCGCCCCCCCCUCCAGUCUCAGCUUCACCACCGAGCCCCUCAGCCCACAGAGCGAACCUCCCAAAACAGACCUGCCUCUCCCCACCACAGAGCUGCCGGUCCAGCCCCUGCCCACGCACACACGGCCUGCAGACAUCCCCCCUCCCACAGAACUCCCCGCGCCCCCCUCGGAGGCGUCGGACCCCGGCAGGGCCGGAGGGGCGGAGGACUCUCAGCAGCGGGUGGGCGGCGUGGCUCCGUCAGAGGUCGGAGACGCGUCUCUCAUGCAGGGGGAGGAGUCGGUGGAGGACAUGCUGCUGAGCGUUCCGUCGAGCCAUGCCGCGCUGCACCGGACCGCCACCGACUUUUACGCCGAACUCCAUAACUCCUCAGAGCUGAGUCACGGGAACGGGAACGGCAACCAGGUCCACGGAUCCAAUCAGAAGGAAUCUGUGUUUAUGAGACUGAACAACAGGAUCAAAGCCCUGGAGAUGAACAUGUCACUGAGCAGCAGGUACCUGGAGGAGCUCAGUCAGAGGUAUCGCAAGCAAAUGGAGGAAAUGCAGAAGGCUUUUAAUAAAACAAUCAUUAAACUACAGAACACCUCCAGAAUCGCAGAGGAGCAGGAUCAGAAACAGACUGAAUCCAUCCAGGUUUUGCAGAGCCAACUAGAGAAUGUCACCAAACUCAUGCUAAACCUGUCAUCUACUGUGAGCCAACUACAGAGAGAGGUGUCAGACAGACAGAGUUAUCUGGUCGUGUCUCUGUUCCUGUGUUUGACCCUCGGCCUCCUGCUGUGUGUGCAGUGCUGCCGCAACUCCCCCAGUCGUAACAGCAGCCCAGUCAGCAACCACUACCCCAGUCCAAAGAGGUGUUUUUCAUCCUAUGAUGAUAUGAGUUUAAAGCGGAGAGUGUCCUGCCCUCUCGUGCGCUCUAAGUCUUUUCAGUUGCCAACGACAACAGAAGUAGGUCCUGAUGACUUGUUCAUUGUAGAACCUCUAAGGUUUUCUCCAGAGAAAAAGAAAAAACGCUGCAAAAUGAAGGGAGGAGAGAAAGUGGAGACUCUCAGACCCUCUGUCUCCGCGGCAACCAUUGCGAACGGCGCGCCCCGCUGUAAUGGCGUUCACGUCCCCCGCUUCCUCCCCUCAGGCGAGGGCGACACCUCCACGUGCUCCUCGCGAGACGGCGUGUCAGAGGGCAGCUCCGAGGGCUCCUCCACACUCUCCGAUGAGUCAAACUGCUCCCCAAACUCAUCUGCCAACGGCCUCUGUCACGACCAGCUCCCUGACUACCCCCCUCCCAAGACCAAGACGGAGAAGCGCUCCUUCAGACGCCGGCGUUCCAGGUUAACGGAGCAGCAGCACGGAUGCUGUGGGGGGGAGGUGCUGCACGCGCCCGUUCCCGUGUCGACGGGCAUCAUGCCAACGCUGGAGGAGCUGAUGAAGAGAAAGCAGGACCUGGGCGUGGGGACCUUUGGAGUGACAGCUGUCACAGGGCGUGUCUGAUGUUAACCCCACCCCCCACACAUACACUUAUCACCAACCCCUGACAAACUAAAGACAGACUGUUUAAAUCACUCUUCUUCUACCCCAAACACCCCACUGUUUCUCCUCUCCUCUCUCUCCCUCUCCUCCUCUCUCUUGUUACACUCACUGCUGUGUGCCGGAACGCUCUCGGACGGAGUGGCGCUCCGUCUCCAUGGCAGCAGUAACCAGGCACCAGCUCCCCGUCUCUCUCCCGGCCCAAACGUGUCCUUGUUUCUGUGCCUUUAUCUCUGUUAUUGAAUCUGAACCUUAUCACACAGACCACUACUCACAGGACUGUCACACUGGCCCGAGGAGAUGCUGAGGACAGAUUCUGAAAGCGUGAAUGAGAUUUUUGUCUUUUUUUUUUUUGUGGAUGUGUGAGAGCAGCUCAG